CAAGAGCGCCCAACAGCUAUGAAGCUUACUCAAGGCACGCUAGGGAAGACCAGGAGGCGUCCGGAUGGGGCCCAGAAUGGCUUCAUGUCAGCGCUGUGACCAAGUCGCACAACCACACGCCCGAGGCAAUAAGACCACUCGCAGUAUAUAUACAAUAGCACCUAUACUGGCAGCAACCAGGCCCUGGCUAUCGGCGGCAGUCGCGGUUCAAGUGCCGAAAUUUGCGGAGCCUCAAACUGCGCAGCCAGUCGAUGCGCAUAUCAACGUCGGCGUAAACACAUGUAACCACAGAGACAAUUUUGCGCUGAAAGGACGUCAGUGGGCGGCGUUGUUUUGGACUUCCGGCGGCCUCAGUGGGAAACUUGAUAGCUCUGUUAUUGUAGAUGGUAUAAUAUCAUGUUAGAGUGGUGCUGAAGCGGUCUCCCGCGAAAACUCAGCGCGACGGGCCUUGAGGCUUGACGCGACAGGUCAGGCCGACACGACCCGCGGAGGCGCGGCAGAUGCAGUUCGGGGGGUUCGCCGGCCCCUCACGAGCUUCGGCAUCGGGCAGUGCAGAGGCGCCGUCAGCGUCAGCGUCCGGCGCACAGCGGAGCCGGUUUACCCGCCACACGCCGGCACCCGCACCGGCGUGCAUCGGCCCCGAGCACAACGCUGCACCGGCUGAGGGCGCCAGCGCUAGCAGCUCAGCUGGGGGCCGCUAUGGCAGCUACCACACAGGACUGGGGCCGCUGGCCGGACUUAUCAACAGGCCCCGUCGGCGGCACGUUGCAGGCGGGGUAGCAGCGGCAACGGCGGCGUCGCUCACAGCGUUGCCGCAGUGCAGGGCGCCGUUGACGGCGCUACCGGGCCUGCGCGCAACUGCAUCAGUUUGCAGAGCGGCGGCAGCGGCAUCAGGGUCCGGCUCAGCAGCGGGCGCAGAUCUUUGCAAUGCCCCCCUCGCCGGCGGCCUGCCGCUGCGUCUGCGGUUGACGCGGUGCCACGCGUUCGGCGCCCGUGGCGGGCAGGGCGGCGGCGACUCGGACGGCGAGGCAAGCAGCAGCCUGUCGGGCGCCAAGAUUAACUGCAGCGAGUGCGGCGAGCCCCUGCGGCUGACCAAUGUGAAGGGGCACUUCGAGCGGGGCUGCCGCAAGCUGCCAGCCGGCGUAACGGAGGACGAGCGCAGCCAGCUCAUCCGACAGCACGAAAAGAAACUGAGGCGGGCCAACGGGCUUGACGGUGACGGCGGCGGCAGCGGGCAUGGCAUGCUGCCGUCGCGGUCUGCCCGUACGCGGCGGACGGACUCCCGCAGCACCAUGGUCAUGCUGCGGGACGACAACUCGGGUAGCUGCAGCGGCAGCGAGGAUGGGGCCGAGGGCCAGGGGGAAGCGGAACGGCGACAGGGCGGCCGGGGUGCGCCAGGCGCGAGCGGGGCCCCGGGGUCUGUGGCCUCCCGCAGCAGAAACCCGGGCCACAACUCAGCCAGCGGGACCGGGGUUGGGAGCAGCAGCGAUGCCAAUGGCACCAGCAGUGCAGCGGCGGGAACAGCACGGAGUAGAAGCGGCAGUAGCACAGGCGCUGCCGAGGCGAGUAGCGGCUCCAGCAGGAACGAUGCUGGCGGUAGCGCCAGCGGCAAUGCCGUUCCUGCCGCUGCGGGCGCUUCCAAACGCUCGACUGCCCGCAGCAGCCCAAGCCGCUGGACGCGCCCUGCAAGUGCCGAUGACGGUGGUGGUGCUGGCACGAGCGUCCUGGACCGGCCCCCCGGUCCCAGCGACGCCACAGUGCCGGGCAGCGGCGACAGAGAUGGGCCCGGGGCAGCAGCAGCGGCCGCUGGGGGUGCGCCAUUGCGGGGUGAUGUGCUGCCGCUGGCCUCGCAAGCUGACAUGAAUGCAGGGGCGGCUCUGGCCGACUUGCAGCUGCCUGUGGACGCCGCUGCAGUUGCGGGGCUGACGCAGGCAGACGGGCUGCUGCCGCAGCCGCUGCAGGGCUCGCCUUCGGGUUCGCCGCCAGGAUCGCCCCCGGCGGCGUCCACCUCGCGCCCGGAUUGGUUGAAGGUCGGGCCGGUGGCGACGAGUGGCGGCGGCGCUGGGCGGUUACCGGCGCCGUCAUCGGCGCCGUCACCUCCGGCUGCGCCGUUACCGAGCGCACCGACGGCAUCGCCGGUUGCUUCCUUAUCUGCCAGUGCGGCGGUGCCGGUGCAGCUGGGCACCGGGCCGGCGGUGAAUAAGCCCGCAGGCGCGCUCGGCACCUGGAAUUCCAUGACCGUGACUCAGCACUCGCGGACGUCGGGGGCAGGCAGCGUGUCUCCGCCCCUGUCGGAGCAGCGGGAUCCGUCCAAACGGCCCGAGCAGACAGCAGCCCAGCCGCGCGGGACAGUGCCCGGGGCCGCGGCGCCGGCGCCACCCAGCCCAGCCAAGACACAGCCACCAGCACGGGGGCACGGGGCAGACACAAAGGCGCAGCAGCCAGCGCAGCCGCAGGCGCAGGGCCCAGGGCAGGAGCCCGACGAGGGGGUGCCGGUGCCCGUGCUGGACCCAGUCGCGGUGGCGGCGGAGGCCGCGCAUGUGGACAACGGGCUUACAGGCAGUCGCCGGGCGAUGGCGGUGGCGGGCGUGGAGGCUAGCGCGCGGAGAGCGGCGCCGGUGGCGGCGCCGGCAAGCACCGCGGGGCCGGGGACGGGGCGGGCUGCUGGCACAGGUGCUGGCGGGCAGUCUCAGGACAACGAGGUGGCACUGCGGGAAAUGAUGACGCAGAACGGCGGGCUGCAGGGCCGCACCAAAAAGGUCUACAAGACGCCCUUCAUCACUUUCCAUAACCCGCCUGGCUUUGACAGAAACGAUCCCUACUUCACCUCGCUCACGCCCGAGGCGCUGACCUGGCUGCGGCACACGCGGCGCAUCAGCGACGACGUUAUCCGCGCCGCCCGGCUCUACGUGGAGCCGGCGCCGCCCCUGCUGGACAAGGCCAGUGGGCGGCAGGUGCCGCGGCUGGCGCUGUGCUUCCCGUACUUCGUGCACGGCCGCAUCGUGAACGUGAAGAAGCGGUUCUUCGUGCCGGAGUGGGCGCAGCCCUUCAGCAAAAAGGACUUUCGAUUGGGCUACGGCUGCGAGCUGGUGGCGUACGGACACGACGACCUGAUGCGGCACAUCGCAGCGGCGGGCGGCGGCGGCGCGGUGACGGUGGUGGUUGUGGAGGGCGAGAUGGACAAACUGGCGCUCAACACGGUCGGGUACUGGAACGUCGUGUCCGUGCCUAAUGGUGCGGCGCUGGCCAAGUUAAACCCCGCCAACCCGGACGCGCCGCCUCGCCAGCAGUUCAGCAGCGAACCCGACCGGGCGGCUGCCGAGGAGGCGCGCUACUACUCGUGGUUGGAGUCGUUGCUGCGGCUGCUGCCCGACCCCGCCAAGGCCGUGUUCGUGCUGGCCACCGACACGGACACGGCGGGCCGGGGGCUGCGCGCCGAGCUGAUGAGGCGCCUGGGGCGAGAGCGGUGCUGGGAGGUCACCAGCUGGGACAACGAGUUCCUGGUGAACGCCCUGGGGCAGCUGGGCGCGCCAGCAGGCGGCGAGGACGCCAUGCACACACCGGCGCCGCACAGCAACGGCGCCACGUACGGCGCCGCAGCCGGCAGCUCGGCCAGCUCGGGGGAAGGACAUUCCGGUAACGGCAACGGGGCUGCUGCCGCCGCCUCUGGCAGCAGCGCUGUGGACACAGGGCGGCGCAAGGACGCCAACGACGUUCUUGUGCUGGACGGCCCUGAGCGGCUGGCGCGGCUGCUGGCGGAGGAGGCGCGGCCCGCCAAGCUGCGCGGACUGGCCACCUUCCGCGAGUACGAGGAGGCGCUGACCAGCUACUACCUGCAGGAGGACCCGCUGGCGCUGGGCGUGUCCACGGGCUGGCCCAGCCUGGACAAGUACUACCGGGUGGCGCCCGGGGAGCUCACCAUCGUGACCGGCAUCCCCAACAGCGGCAAGAGCGAGUUCCUGGACGCACUGCUGGUGAACCUGGCGGAGAACCACGGCUGGGCCUUCGCGAUGUGCAGCCUGGAGAAGGGGCCGGUGCCGCACCUCAAGGCGCUCAUCGAGAAGCGCAUGCGCAAGCCCUUCAAGACCACCAAACACAACGGCCAGUGGGUCCCCGCCAUGUCCAUGCCCGAGCUGGUGUCCGGGUUCCAGUGGGUGGCCGACCACUUCCACCUCAUCCGAUACGACGAGGCGGACGACACGGGGUCGCCCUCCAUCGACUGGGUGCUCAACAUGGCGCGCAUCGCAGUCAUGAGGUACGGCAUCCGCGGUCUGCUGAUCGACCCCUACAACGAGCUGGACUCACGGCGCGGGCGCGAUGUCACCGAGACCGACUAUAUCAAGGAGAUGCUCACACGGGUCCGCAAGUUCGCUCGCGAGACGGACUGCCACGUGUGGUUCGUGGCGCACCCGCGGCAGCAGCACGCCGCCAGGACCGGCGGCAAGGGCGGCGGCGGCGCGGGCGGCAGCUCGCCCGGUCUGUACGACAUCAGCGGCAGCGCUCACUGGUUCAACAAGACCGACAACGGCAUCGUGGUGCACCGCCGCUUCGAGGUGCGGGCGGACCCGCUCAGCGGCAAGGAGGUGCGCAUGGCGCUGCCCGAGGUGGAGAUCAAGCUGCAGAAGGUCCGCAACAAGGACGUGGGCACACAGGGCCAGACGUACCUGCUGUACGACCGCCCCACGGGCCGCUACGCCGACUGCGAGGCCUGGCCGGACAAGGCGCUGGACGGCGUGGAGCGGCGCAACAGGGACCUGGGCUACCUGCCGCCGUCGUCGCAGCCGCCGCAGCAGCAGCAGCAGCAGCAGGCCGCCGCGGCAACGCAGCCCGGUACUGCGGCGCUACCCGCGGCCGCCGGCGGCAGUGUAGUGGACACGACCGCCACCCCGGUGGCCACAAGCCCGCCGCAGCAGCAGGCGUCAGACUGGCAGCUGCAGCAAAAGCAGUACGCGCGGCUGGGCGGGCCCUACCCGCCGCCUUUUAAUCCACCGCCGCCAGAGUCACACACCCAGGCCUACCACCACCACCAAUACCCGGCGCAUGCGCGGCAGUCGGGGCCGGUGGGGCGGAACGGCACAUAUCAGCGCACCGUAGCCUCUGGAGCUACCACUCGAACCAGCUCUGCUCGGCCGUCCGUGGCGGGGGCCGCUCCAAUGAGCACACGCAGUACAACAUGGUCUCAAGGUGCUGCCGCCCGUGCCGCCAAGCCAAACAGCGCGCUUGCCAAGAAGAAGUCGAAUAUCGUGGGCGAUAAGGAGAAAAGGGCGCGCGAAGCGCGGAGUCGUGCCACGCAGCAGCCGCCGGAGGAAGAGGAGGAGGAGGACUAUGCGGCGCUGGCUGCGGGCGCACUGCAGGCGGAGAGGGCCGCGGGCAUUAGCUCCGGCGGCGGUGGCGGCGCCCUGGGCCGGACCAUGGGCGGCUUUCACCUUCAGGAAGAAUUGGAGGAUGAAUACGAGGACGAGGACGAGGAGGGUGGAGUGGGUGGGGUGGGCGGCAAGCGCACCCGCGGGGCGGGCGCGCCGCGCAUAACCGGGCGGCGGCGGGUGCAGGUGGAGAGGGACGGCCAGUUUGUGGACAAGCCCGAGGAGCGGCCAAAAAGUCUGGCGCAGACAAUCGCGGAGAACGAGGGCGGCUGUGAUGGCUGAAUGGCGGGAGAGCGGGCAGGACGUUGUGUUGUGUUGUGCGCCAGGUGCAGUCGGUUGAUGGAAGUGUGCAUGCGGCGACAGGCGUCAGCGGACAGAGCACAGGACUGCGGAUGCGACUGUAGGCAGAGGCAGGCUUCCAUCGGCCGUUACAUGCAGCGGCGGCGGCGGCGGCAAGCAUUGGACUGUAGAUCAGUGAUAGUAGGUGGACACUGGAGGCUGGGUGAAGGGCAGUUGGGUCGUAGAAGCUACGGCCCUGACAAGUGUAUUUCAGUCAUGUCUCGAGCCGAGAGUUUAAAGUAUGCUGUACAGUGAUGAACGUGUGUGUUUAGGAGGGAGGCCGGGAAGUCAGGCAGAGAGUGUCGGACACGGAUUGUAGACCACCAAUGUUAGCCAAAAGCAGUAGGGGGCAGGGGCCGCAUCCAGGUUGGCGUGUAGAGGCCCUGUAGAUGGCAUAGGCGCGCUCGGAAGGCGGGGGGUGUCAGCUUUGUACAACUGCAGAAUGGGCUGAGCCCCGCAGAUUUGCGCCAGUAUGGUAUUUCUUGUCGACGCCGCAGGCACGCACGGGCAGGCACGGACGGGUGGAUCUGGAUUCGGUCGCGGCGUCCCGGGACGUGGCUGGACACAUUAUGGCGGGCCGUGCCUGUACGAACCGACCCCGCCUAUGUCGGGUAGAUUAGGCAGACGGCUGCGGCCUCAGACUAGAGACGUGGCUCAGCCCACUUUUCCCAUGCAAGGGAAGACAUCUUGUGAAGUGUCCAGUUCUUUACGUAUGGCCAGCCCCUUAUGCUUUACGCAGGGGGGGGGGUAGAAAGCUCAAUUUCUUACCCCAUGCUCAAAAUUACAGAGCUUAAGGAGAGCAUUAUGCACGUGCUUUUAGUUUUUCAAGGGGGUGUCUGGUGAGGAAGUUCUGGGCCGCCAAAGUUGGGGGGUCGGUCCUCGUCCCUGGGGGUCCGUCGGGUUUCGGGAGCCCAUCCUGGCGGAUUUCGGGAAGCGCCCCACAAGCAGAACUAGGGGCCAAACGCAGCAUUGCGAGGCUCAUAUGUGUACGUUAUGACGUAGUAAGCACAAACCAAGCGUGGGAGGGCUAAGUUGCGCGUCCGGACGUGGACAUGUCGGGACAUGUCUCCACAUUCAACACAUGCGCACUGACACAGCUGGGCUCUGAAGCGCUGAUGCGCAUGAGUUCACGUCUAACAAGGCUGCCGAUGCACAUUGUCCAACCGUCACGAGGCAAAGAGUUGAGCGCGGGGUGGUCUGGGUCGAGGGGAUUUCCAUGGAUAGGAUCCCGCCCGUGACCGAAGUCUCAAGAACAGGACCGCUGAUGGCACGGAGUGGUAGUGCUCGUCAAGAGGAGUCGAUUGACACUACUUUGGUAUUAAAUGGAGGGGUUUUAACCCCUGAACAACAAGGUUUUGUCCGUCGGGGGGUCGGUCGUCCCCUCAAGGCCCGGGGGAUUUCGGGGCAUGGGGUCUGGCACUUUGUUUCCUACCCCCCCCCCCCCCCUGCUUUACGGGCAACAAAUUGAAGCUCUUGUCGCAGUCAGAUCCGCGUCAGCUUGGAGCCGUUCCAAAUGCAGUGCUAGAGCAACAGGAUGUGUAAGAAUUUGCUCAGGGUGUGAGUUGGCUGUGCCGAGGCGCCUCCAAGGCACGUUUGGGCACGUGUAACUCUCGCUAUGU
Messenger RNA from Chlamydomonas reinhardtii, 7321 nucleotides. RefSeq lists its product as uncharacterized. The transcript is spliced from 13 exons. Gene Ontology annotation, biological process: DNA replication. Bases 501 to 5645 code for a protein of 1714 amino acids. Gene Ontology annotation, molecular function: ATP binding; single-stranded DNA binding; 5'-3' DNA helicase activity. Lineage: Eukaryota; Viridiplantae; Chlorophyta; Chlorophyceae; Chlamydomonadales; Chlamydomonadaceae. The record is from RefSeq and is a predicted model, not a curated record.